GCCUUAACUCCAAUCCACAUUGUCCAUCGGCACGUGGUUGCCCCGGAGAUGGGCUUGGCGUCAACGCCUCUCAAAACGCUUGCAUCCCGAACCUCACCCUUCUCUUCUUCCUCCUCCUCCUCCUCUCCUCACCCUCGCCCUCCUCGAUUCUCUCUACACGCACUCAGCCUUUUCAGGCCCCUCAAACCAUACCAAUCAACGGCUUUACUGCAAAUAUUCCGCACUCAACAUACUAACGGAUCCCUUAACUGGGUCAUCUACAGCAACCAUCAACAACACAGCAAUAUCUCGCGGAUAUGGCAACCGUCUCAGUAAUCACCCCCAUCAAACUUCGCCGUGAUGGUAUCUUCUCCACCCGUCUCGCUGGCGGCCGUGCUCCUCUUACGCCCUCCCCCAAGACGCCCCGUCCUCAAGCCGUGCAAGAACCGGCCGAAAGCAUCCACCAUGGCAACGCCAACCUGAUGUCCCGCUUCUCUCGCUCAGUGUCGAAGACCAACGUCCGAGACUCGCCCAAGUCAAACAUUGCGAGCCGUCCGUCUCAGCACUCGCCAAGACGUCUCGACCAAUUCACCAGUGACUUCACCCUCACUGGCACCGGCCCGCGACCAAGCACCGCGACAUCUGCCAAGAACACGCCAUCUCGCUCUCGUCUGGGACGUUCGGGCUCCGUGCAUCGCACCCCCAAGCGGAGUCAGAGCAACAUCAACUACAAGGCUGUGGAUCGCUUCAUCCCCAACCGCACCGCCAGCGAGGCCAUCACCACUUCUGGCGCGGCUGCCAAGCUCGACAAUGAACACACCCCAGCCCGCCGACCAAAGUCAAGCGCUAGCGAAGGGUCCGCAGUGCUAGCUGCAAGCGCGUUUGACUAUGGUCGUUCGCAUUCUUCUUCUGCCGAUCCCACCGGCACCUUGUCCCUCGACGGCCUGAACCUGAACGACUCCAACGAGGAUGACGAAGACUACGCUCCCCGCGGCAAGAAAAGCCCAAACACUGCUGCAUACCAGCAAUCAGUCGCCGAAGCCUGCGGAGUCAGCAUCAAGCAACGCAUCCUCGCGUUCAAGCCUGCCGCCCCAGAAUCUUCCCGUCCGAUUGAUCUUCGAUCUCAGUACAACCGGCCCCUCAAGCCUGCGGCUGCCUCUGCAUCGCAGUUCAAGCGUCGUGUGUUGACCGCACCGGAGCGUGUCCUCGAUGCUCCGGGUCUCGUCGACGACUACUACCUCAACCUUUUGGACUGGUCGAGCGGCAACCAGGUCGCUAUCGGUCUCGAGCGCAGCGUUUACGUCUGGUCUGCGGAAUCCGGCACUGUCAACCCCCUCCUCGAAUGCCCAGCCGACACCUACAUCGCCUCGGUCAAGUGGUCCGGUGACGGCGCGUACGUCGCCGCCGGUCUCGGCACUGGUGAGGUCCAGAUCUGGGACGUUGAGGAGGGCACCAAGCUCCGCAGCAUGUACGGUCACGACACCCGUGUGUCCGUCAUGGGCUGGAACAAGCACACCCUCUCCACCGGCGCCCGCUCCGGCCUCGUCUUUAACCACGACGUCCGCAUCGCCCAACACAAGGUCGCCGAGCUCGUCUCCCACACCUCGGAAGUCUGCGGCCUCGAAUGGCGCGCCGACGGCGCCCAACUGGCCACCGGCGGUAACGACAACCUCGUCACAAUCUGGGACGCACGUCACCUCAACGCCCCCAAAUUCCAAAAGACCAACCACAAGGCCGCCAUCAAAGCUCUGGCCUGGUGUCCGUGGCAAAGCAACCUCCUCGCCACCGGCGGCGGGUCCCACGACCGCCACAUCCACUUCUGGAACACCACCUCCGGUGCGCGCGUCAACAGCAUCGACACCGGCUCGCAAGUCACCUCCCUUCGCUGGAGUCUGGCGUACAAGGAGCUCGUCUCUUCCUCUGGUUUCCCCGACAACUCCCUUUCUAUCUGGUCUUACCCUACCCUGGUCAAGAACAUUGAAAUUCCCGCCCACGAAUCCCGCGUUCUGCACUCCGCGCUCAGCCCGGACGGACAGAUGUUGGCGACGGCGGCAGCAGAUGAGAGCCUGAAGUUCUGGAAGGUGUUUGAGAAGAAGGCGGGCACGGCGAAUUUGGUGGACGGUGGUGUUGCGAGCGCAAAGGCUGGCCUCACCAAGGCUACGACGAUUCGGUAGAUGAUGGGUGCGGGGAGGAAGAUGGUUUCGUACUAUUCAAUGCUUGGGACAAAGCGGUAAUGGGAUCUUGUUUUUUUUGUUUUCACAGUGCUGCCCGUAGCUUCUGUAACAGGCUACCAAUACAUUCGUUUGACGU
Molecule: messenger RNA, 2289 nt
Organism: Neohortaea acidophila
Lineage: Eukaryota; Fungi; Ascomycota; Dothideomycetes; Mycosphaerellales; Teratosphaeriaceae
Product: WD40-repeat-containing domain protein
Exons: 1
Coding region: 297-2153 (618 amino acids)
Biological process (GO): positive regulation of anaphase-promoting complex-dependent catabolic process; positive regulation of ubiquitin protein ligase activity; anaphase-promoting complex-dependent catabolic process
Cellular component (GO): anaphase-promoting complex
Molecular function (GO): anaphase-promoting complex binding; ubiquitin ligase activator activity; protein binding
Source: RefSeq, a predicted model, not a curated record